This is a messenger RNA of Neoarius graeffei (lesser salmon catfish), 3502 nucleotides long. RefSeq names its product DNA cross-link repair 1A (PSO2 homolog, S. cerevisiae) (gene dclre1a). The transcript is spliced from 9 exons. Lineage: Eukaryota; Metazoa; Chordata; Actinopteri; Siluriformes; Ariidae. The coding region runs from base 218 to 3103 and encodes 961 amino acids. Gene Ontology annotation, biological process: double-strand break repair via nonhomologous end joining; protection from non-homologous end joining at telomere; interstrand cross-link repair. Gene Ontology annotation, molecular function: 5'-3' DNA exonuclease activity; damaged DNA binding. The record is from RefSeq and is a predicted model, not a curated record.
AUGCGGAUCGCGAACGUAGUGUUCGUUUUCUUUCUGCACUGGCGGUAAGUGUGUAAUGAACGAGGGCACUUUUGAAGCCAUUAUUCUGUGUGUUAUAAACUGUACAUAAGACACGUCGAGCUUUGAGUGAGGAUGAGAGCUGUCUUUUGGCUCUGCAGUACAUGUCGCUUCAGUCGUGUGUGUAACUGUUUAGUAAUUUGAGUAAACUGUAAUACUGAUGUCACACAGCGACUCUGAAAGUGACAUUUGGGAAUACAAACCUCUGAAGAAGACUAAAAGACCAGACAGAUCUAGUGAAGAUGGACCAAAGCGACGGAGGCUGGCAAAGAAAAAGUCAGACAGGACGUGCAGAGGGAGUAGACUGAGCAGGGCUGAGCCCAAGACAGAGAUUGAUCCAUGUCCAGAGAGUGAAUCUGUUCAAGUGACCAAGGCAGAUGGACCACUAACCAGAUCCUCCCUACCAUCCGGUUCACAGUCAGCUGAAGUGCAUGAUGGGUCAUCAUCAGAGCAGCACCCUCAGUCCAGGGGUUACUGCCCUGUCUGUCAAAUGCCAUUUUCCAUUUUGGUAGUCCAGACAACACAAUGGCAUGUUGCUGAAUGCCUGGAGAACCCUGGAGAAACAAGCCAAGAAUGUCUAGAUGGCCUACAGUGCUCCUCCUCCAUUCCAAACCACUACAAGAGGUACAGCCAUUCUCUUUUAGCUCACAGUCGAGCACUAAAUGCCACGGAGUCUGCAUCUUCAGUACUGGGCCACACGCCUAGAUUCCAUUUGGAGCAGCAGAUAUUUAAUAAUGCUACCAUUAUCUCUAGUAAAGAUAGCUUUGUGGACAGUGCUGUCAAUCUGUCCACUGCAUCCAGCCAGAGUGCCUUUCCUGCUCAUGGAUCCAGAGAAUCUCAUACUCCUGUCCGUCCUAAUGCGUUGCAGCUCUUGCGCUCACCAGGGCCUGAAGAUAUUAAGAAAAAGAAAGGCUGGUCUCCUUCUACUAUAGGACCUAGAUGUCACGCCUCAUCUCAGGAAGCUAAAAUUAGCAUGUCAACCCCAGUGAAAUCUGGAAACGUAAGCCAUGAUGUUCAAACCAGAGAAGUAAAAGAGGAACGAUGUACUUUAAGUGAUGAGGAUUAUAUCUCAUACUCUCCUCUUUCUGAGCUCCCUGCUGAAAUGGAAGAGAAGCAGAUCAAGAAAAAACUGUUUCACAGUACAGCACUAGAUGAUGAGAAUGAGAAAAAUGACAGUUCUGCUUCACUGAUAUUGUUCAAUAAUAGUGAACCGAGUGAUGAUGAUCUGUUUGCUGAUGUCUUAGAUGAGUAUGAAAUCAAAACAGCCACAAGCCAAGGAGAUCCAGUCAUUAAGGAGUCUCCGUACACCUGUGACCAGUUAGAAUCAUUAGAGUCACAUGAACAUUUGACAGCUUCCAGCUGUGCAGGCUCAACUGAUGGACCUCAUCAGUCCAGUUCCCUUUUUAGGCACUCAAAAGAAAAAGACAUGCAUGUAAUGAAAGAUAGGGACGAUAAUUCUCGGCUACAGUCUCCUCAAAGUCUGGUCUUGGAACGUCUUCGUGACUGCAUAUCGAAUGCUGCGCAGGUCAACGGUCUUAAUUCUACUUGUGUUGAUAUCGAGUCUGAUUCUUUGAAUCAGGAAAUGUCUUCCACGCAAACAGUUUUGGCCAUGAGGAAACAAACUCUUUCCAUAACACCCAAAAAACCCCAGACCAAGGCAGGAACGUCUGGAUUAAAGCAAACUGAUAUUGGAGUCUUUUUUGGAUUGAAGACUCUGAAAGAAAAGAGAGAGGAAGCUAGCACAGCUGUUGAACAGAAAUUCCAGGUGAGCUGUUCUUCAGGGAAGAGCUCAGGAACUGCAGAGCGACAGAGUAGACGGAGGAAGAAUACAGCAGUAUCUGAAGUGACCAGGACAAGGGAAGAAGCAAAAGAAGGAGCUGUUCAGCCUACGCAAACAGAAGGCAACCGAGACGAGAGGGCAUGGGGGAGGAGGAGGUGGAACAGAACAAGAGCGGCAGAUGGAGGAGCAGAAGAGCUCAAACGAUGCCCGUUCUACAAGAAAAUCCCUGGAACAAGCUUUGCCGUGGAUGCGUUUCGGUAUGGGAAUAUCAAAGGCAUCACAGCCUACUUCCUCACACAUUUCCACUCUGAUCACUACGACGGAUUGAAGAAAACCUCAACUUUUCCUAUCUAUUGCAAUAAAAUAACGGGCAACCUGGUGAAGAGUAAACUACAUGUGGAUGAGCAGUACAUCCAUGUUCUUCCAAUGAAUGAGGAAUGUGUAGUCAGUGGCGUAAAGGUUAUCCUACUAGAUGCCAAUCAUUGUCCAGGUUCAGCCAUGCUGCUGUUGCUGCUGCCAGAUGGCCAGACUGUGCUCCACACAGGUGAUUUCCGGGCACAUCCAUCCAUGGAACGCUACCCAGAGUUGCAGGGUGUCAGGAUUCAGACAGUUUAUCUGGACACCACGUACUGCAGUCCAGAAUAUGCAUUUCCCACACAGCAGGAAGUGAUCACCUUUGCUGCUAACACAGCCUUCGAGCUGGUCACACUCAACCCUCGCACGCUGAUUGUGUGUGGCACCUACUCUGUGGGAAAGGAGAAGGUGUUCUUGGCCAUUUCUCAGGUGCUGGGUUCUAAGGUCUAUAUGUCCAAAGAUCGUUACAGGACCAUGUGCUGUCUAGAGUCGGAGCACAUUUACCAGUGUAUUACCACAGACGUAAAGGGAGCUCAGGUCCAUGUUCUUCCCAUGAUGCAGCUCACUUUCAAGAAUUUAAAAGCCUACUUCAACAAGUUUUCUGCGACGUAUGAUCAGCUGGUGGCAUUCAAGCCCACAGGCUGGACCUUCACUCAGAAAGCGGGUGUGGAGAACAUACAACCUCAAGUCAAAGACAACAUCAGUGUUUAUGGUAUUCCAUACAGUGAGCACAGUAGCUACUUGGAGCUGAAACGCUUUGUGCAAUGGCUGCGGCCCCUGAAGAUCAUACCCACAGUGAAUGUGGGAAGUUCAAGCAGCAGGAAGGCCAUGAGCAACUGCUUCAGUGAGUGGCAAGCUGAGGUUCAAGUACAGGACCAAGGAGUGACCACUCCUGUACAAGACAGUAACUGAUCACUGCCUCACCACAGUUCAGAAUUUGGCCAAGUAGUCAAAUUGUGUAUUCAGGUACCAAAUGCAAGCCUGGUUAUAAGCAAAAUCUCUUCACAUUUAAAGAAAUGCAGAGGAAAAUUUUGAACCACGGAUUCAUAGGGCCUGGUGGUAUUUCUUCCCACCCCCCACACACAGUGUUUUAUGGUGAUGCCAUUUCCUCAUUCUAAUGCAGAAAUGAAUGUCCUUGUCUUAGUUACCAAAGUACAGUAAUUAGGAAUGAAUGUGCUGAAUCUGAGGUUCAUUCACAAGUGGACCAAUAUCUGUUCCGGUACAUUUCCUGUGAUGUAAUGCCCCAUUGUUGGCUUGUUUGACUAAUAUUUAUGAAUAUUUUAAUUAAAAAAAAAUUUUAAUAUAGAAAUA